AUUAGUUGUAAUAUUUAAACUCUGAGAUUUAACUUGAGAUAGCAUUCUGUUAGUGACUGUAUCUGUGGAGACGGAAAAAUGAGGGUCGUGGUAUCAUUGUCAUUACUGCUGUUUGGACUGUUCAUUAUAAGCGCACAUGCGAUACCCACGUUAGAGCUACAGACUCCACCACGGGACAUCUACGAAAUCCAAGAGGGGGGAAAAGGGAUAACAACGCUUUUCGCGCCAAAACCCGAGAAACCCACGCUACGGGAGAUUGUGUACUAUCAUAUCAUUGAGAGGCCUUACGGAGAUGUCAAACUUGAGGGGCAGUCAGAGCCCGACCAGUUGAACCGGCUGCGAAUCGAAAUGGACGAAACAAUGAGACCUUUCACCAAUGGACAUGGAUUCCAGUACGUUGACAACGACAUUCAUGAAACAGAAGUGCAUGAUUCAGCUAAUAUUGAACCAGAGGAUGCUAGUGGUGAAGAAGAUGAAAAUACAUUAGAAGAGGUGUCUGAAAUGGCUACUGAAAAAGAUAAUAUAGACAAUGAAAAGAUUCAACAAAGGCAGUUUUUAUUCGAUAGACUAAAGCGGGAAAGAUACAGCGCUAGCUUUAAAAAAAGCACUACCACUGAAACACCUGAAAUGACAAGUUCUACUAAAGACUUUACUGCCAGCAUUGUAAGUUCUACCGACACUGGCAUGGUUGGUACUACUAAAAAUGGCACUACAAAUUCUACAGAAAAAGUAGAGACAAGCACUGCUGCGCCUACUUCUGCACCAAGAGUUAAAAGAAGCCUCAAUGACGAAGAGUUCCCUAUAGCACCAACACUGCCAUCUAUUGAAUACGGGCGGUAUCCUGGCCUUCAAGUAUUUAGAGAAUCGAUAGCCGAAACUGAAGAAAAUCCUGAAGAGUCUAAUCAAGAUAACCUAAAAAGCGCUAUGAGAUUUAGAAUCAAUGAUAUAUUCGCUACCUUAAAACCUUACAACGAUUUUUAUACUGCAACACAUAUACCAGAGAACACAGUGAGGAGUUAUGGAAUGGAUCUAUCCGACGAUCAAGGCACUGUAUGGAAUAAUGUGUGGCGACCAAUAAACUAUCACGUCGGUGAACCGAUUAAGUUCUAUGAUGUCAAUGAAUAUAAAUUGCCUACUACACCAAUAGUUGAAGAAACUACAACUCAAGUUACAAUCACAACUAAUCCUAAAGAAGUUGAUGACAUCUUUAUUGAUGCUAAGAAAGAAUCUGCUAUUCCUACCGAAGAUAAAGAAGACAUACACGUAGAAACAAAAAGGGAAGAGAUAAAUAAACAUAAGCCGGCUAUUGGAGAGCCUAAAGCAACGAAAAAUAAUGAAUAUACGAAAGACUUUAACGAAGAAGAUAUUGAAAAUAUUCCCAGAGAUGAUAGCGAUAAUGUAGCUCCUAGAUCUUUGACACGUAGCAAAAAUCUAAAAAGAGUUAGGCCAAACGAAGAUGCAAGUCGCGAUUUAUAUGAACAGCUUAUGAAAAGCGGCAAAUUCUGGAAAUGGCUGGCACAUUGGACUUCCGAUUAUAUGGAGAUUCUUUCUGACCGUGUUAAAAUCAUGAUCAAAGACGAAGUCGCGAGGGAAAUGAAGAAGUUUAAAAAUAGUAAUACAGAUUUGAAUAAAACGAAAGAGGUAAAUAAACCAAUAAUUACGGAUAUUGCAAAAAAUAAGGAACCAUUUAUUAAAAACAAUACGUUAAUCAUAGAUGAUAAAGAAAUACCAAUAACAAAUACCUCUAAUUUAAAAGGAAAUACAACAAAUGAUUUAUUGAGAAAACAUAGAGAUAGGGAUGAAAAGCCGACGCACGAUAAAUUACAUAAGACUGAACUUGAAAAUAAUAAAACUAUCAGCAAAGAAGCCAAAACAAAUUCAACUAAAAAUGAAGAAAAUUAUAACAGUGUCAAAGCACAUAAUAUUUAUGGCAGUGCCACAGACAACGACCAAGUAACUAAUGUAUUCAUUUUCUAUCCAGGCACUGAAACUGAAGAAAUAAUUGAAAGUUUAAAACCUUUUAUAGGUAGUUCUAUAACUGGAAUUACUACUGACAUCAAAGAUAAAAAAGACAAGGACAUCGAUAAUACAGUUACAGAAAAACCAAUAGACACGCCACUACCAAAUAAAGAUCUCAAAAAUACUACCACACAAAACCCUGUUACAGGCAAUAAAAAUAAUAAAACUGAAGAAAACUUACCUGUGGAUAGUAAAAAUACCACAAAAAUUGAAGCAAAUAAAGAAAGCGAGAAUACGCCAAAUACACAAAAUAAAGAUUCUGUGACAGAACAUAACAGUACAGUGACUACGACAGAGGAAUUUUCUACUACUGCAAUUUCAACAGACAAAAGUACAGAAAAAUCAUUAGAGUCCACUUCGUCUACUUCUACUACAACAUCAACUGAAGCUAGCAAUGAACCUUCAUUAUCUUCAGUCACAAAUACGAUCACUGAAAAAUCAACAGAAUCUUCAACUUUAGAUCCAUUAACUUCUACUACAUUAGCUACAACUGUUGCUGAUGCUAAUACGCCUAAACAAUCAUGA
Molecule: messenger RNA, 2544 nt
Organism: Plodia interpunctella (Indianmeal moth)
Lineage: Eukaryota; Metazoa; Arthropoda; Insecta; Lepidoptera; Pyralidae
Exons: 16
Coding region: 79-2544 (821 amino acids)
Source: RefSeq, a predicted model, not a curated record